Messenger RNA from Malassezia globosa CBS 7966, 2865 nucleotides. RefSeq lists its product as uncharacterized. Gene Ontology annotation, molecular function: protein binding. NCBI's taxonomy places the organism in Eukaryota, Fungi, Basidiomycota, Malasseziomycetes, Malasseziales, Malasseziaceae. The record is from RefSeq and is a predicted model, not a curated record. Bases 1 to 2865 code for a protein of 954 amino acids. The transcript has a single exon.
AUGGCGCAUCGCACAGCUCUUCAUCCUCUAGAAGAUGCGUCUCGUAUGCGUGUUUCUUACACGCUUCCACCGCUCUUGUCGUUCCAGGAUGAUCACGAGCAUCGAUACCUGCCAGAUGAACGUGGGAUGCACGCACAAUCAUUGCCCGUGCUGGAUCUACCGACUACGAGAGAAAAGCCUCAUACACGUACUGUGUUUGGCUCGUCUUUUCCUCGAGUAGAGCACUCCCCUAAAUACUCUGUUCGCUUGCAUGAACUGGCCCCUGAGCAUGCACGAGCUCGGCAUCUAAGGCCAAUUAAUGCGCUUGCUUUAGACGUUCGUGAAAACGAUUCUUCACGACUUUUUAGCGCAGGCAUAGAUGGCCUUGUAUGCGUUUGGGAUCUCGGGUCCCUUGACGCACCGAUGUGCCCUCGUUUUUCCAAACACAUUCGCGCACAUCGCAACAGAAUUUGGGACAUGAAGUACGUCCCAAACCAAGAUGUCGUUGUUACAUGCUCGUCCGAUUGCACAAUUAAGGCAUGGAAUCCAGAUACCCCUGCAAGUAAUACAUACGAGCUAGGGACACAUGCAGAUUAUGUCAAAUCAUUGGCGCCCUCAUAUGGAUCAGACUGGAUUGCCAGUGGAUCCUUGGACCAGAAACUUUGUCUAUGGGACCUGCGUGAAGGACGUAAGGAUCCCAUGUGGCAAGUGGCUACACCAUCGAGCAUUUAUGUGGUUGGUAGCAAUAGGUCUGGCAGCGUCAUUGCCACGGCAGGUGUGGACAGGAGGGUACGCGGCUGGGACCCACGAAUGCGCGGCUCGGCAUUUGAGCUUGUCGGACAUGAAGACCUUGUGCGGACCAUGGUCAUGAGUGCCGACGGCGAGCAUCUGCUUUCCGGCUCGUCGGAUUCCACCGUUCGACUCUGGUCAACAAAAGAACAACGCUGCUUGUGCACCUAUUCUCAUCAUAAUGCAAGCGUUUGGAGUUUGUACUCACAGGACGAUAAUUUAUCAACAUUUUAUUCAGGGGACAGAGACGGCUUUCUUUGUAAAAUAUUCCUCGAUCCCAACCAUCAGCCACAAAAUGAUCGUUGCGUCGUGUUGGCGCAAGAAUCGAUCGAUCCAAAUUCACCAUCCAAGGCUGGCAUUGCAAGCAUCAUGGCAUAUAAUGAUCAGUAUGUCUGGACAUCUAACACUAUAUCUCCAUCUUUCCAAUGCUGGCAAGAUAUAAAGAACCCUGAUGUCUCGUCAUCCAGCCUUGUGAACUUACAUGAUCCUGAUAUGCUACAAUUUUUCACACAGUUGCCAGCUAAUACCGUUCAUCAAGAAGCUGGCUCCCAGUACUCGGUUUCUGAAGCUUUCCCCGUUUUUGACAGGCCAUUAUAUGAAGUUGUCGGUUUUCAUGGCAUACUGCGUGGGGCGUUUUUGAAUGAUCGUAUCCAUGUACUAACUAUUGAUUCUGGUGGCAUCGUGGCUCUUUGGAAUGUUUUUCAUGGCUCGUGUAUCGGGACAUUUGAUGUGCAUGCGGUCAAUAAUGCUGCGAUGGUACAGGGCGUGCCACCGACCUGGCGCCCGCAGCACUCGCCGAGUGGUACGCUAGAGUUAGUUCAAAACAUUAUCGAGGGAGAGGGUGUUACGUUGCCCUGGUGCACACUCGAUACAACAUCUGGCUUGCUUACAGUAUCUAUUGACGAGACAAAAAUUUGGUCAUCGGACAUGUACUUGGAUGAGCUGCAUGAAAUGUUGGGAAAUCCAUCAACCUCUGCUUGGUCUGAAGACCGUGUUGUGCUGGGUGUAUGUGUGAUCCGAAAUCUCUUCAAGCACAUGUUUCUCGCCGAGAUGCAGAUGCGAGGCAAUAAUAGAGAGGGUCUACCAAUGCUGCUGGAGUGGCUCAAGCAAUUGGGGCUGUCGCCUGAAGCGCUGAUGCAUGUACCAUUGUGUCAGCUUCCAAGUGGUCCCCAAACAGCACGCAUGAAUGAGACUUAUCACUCAAUUCUCUCCAAAAUGAGCGCAUUCCAUGCUUCGAUACAUCUCGAUAUAUUUUCAUCAUCGGAAGAAGUGUCCACGCUGGAGUACGAAAUUGUCCAGCAUUUGCACAAAAUGUUGGCUAAAGAUGUGCCUAGUCCUCACAUGGUUCCUGAAUCAUCGACUUCUCCGCCUGAGCCGAGCACCUUCUUUGGCACAUUUCGACGUAACACAUCCAAGCGCAAAGUUCCAAGUCAACUUGUUCCAUCAGCGAAGAAAGAAGAUGCACAGAACAAACUAGAUUAUGCAAAUGCGCUAUCAAACUUGUAUUGUAAUGCCUGGCGUGACACAUCCCCAUUGACGGGCAUACCCAAUAUCCAGUAUUCAAGUAUGAUGUCGAUCGAAAUUGUGCGUGAAGAUCGGGUGAAUGGGAAGCAGACCGUUGCUUAUCGUGGUUCAGUGGGAUCAGUAGGUGUCGACACACCUCUGUUAGAGCUAAUGGCGCCGUAUUGGCUUCUAUCAGUGGUACUGUCACCUGAAAUUGUUCAAGUGGAAGGGCCCCUUGUCAAGGUUGUACUGCAAAAGUGGUCUUCCAAUGCUUCUACGAGUGAUACACUAAACGCAAGCUUGGAACUCGAACCUCUUUCAGCGGAGGAUGGAACGUUGACUGUGCCAAGGAAUCUGCGCGUGGCGCGAAUCGCAGAUUACAUCAAGCACGCUCUUACGAGCAUGGGAAGCACAAUUUCAACGCCGACCGAUAAUCCUGUGGAUAUUCCUAUCGACAUCCUGUGCAAUGGGUAUCAUGUUCCAGCUCGUUACACAAUUGCGCAGUGUCAAGCAUUUUGUUGGCGAAAUAUUACGCCCGGUAUGAUCCGCCUGAGGUAUCGGAGGAGGUCGUCUCGUUUAUCCGUAGGCUUAUAG